This is a messenger RNA of Dreissena polymorpha, 7707 nucleotides long. RefSeq names its product VPS10 domain-containing receptor SorCS1-like. Gene Ontology annotation, molecular function: protein binding. Bases 24 to 3473 code for a protein of 1149 amino acids. The record is from RefSeq and is a predicted model, not a curated record. The transcript has 25 exons. Lineage: Eukaryota; Metazoa; Mollusca; Bivalvia; Myida; Dreissenidae. Gene Ontology annotation, biological process: post-Golgi vesicle-mediated transport. Gene Ontology annotation, cellular component: Golgi apparatus; membrane.
GAUUCGUAUUUACUAUAGUAAACAUGGCGUGUUACGCUAAGUUAUCAUGUGUGUUAAAUUUGUUUAUGUUUUAUUUCUAUUACGCAGACGCAAAGGUGUUUAGUAAAUCCUUGGAAGAUUUCAGAAAUUUCCAAAAGCCCGCUGUUCGAACCGAAACAGACGAGAUAAUUGAUAGAUUAAAGCGAAGCGCACUCAAUAAAACUGAAUUAGGUAAAGAAGACCACGUUUUUUCUCAUUCACAAAAUUUAACCUUGUUAACUACGGAGUUUUCCUUAAAUGGUGAAAAUGACAACGAAGUGUUUGUACACUGGAGUGGUACAGAAAAUAAUACAGUAUUUGUACUGACCAGACGUUUCAAAAAUGGUGCGAUACAGAAAAGCACAUUAUGGAGGUCCACAGACUAUGGGGAGACAUUCGAAAAAAGCACUCUACCCACAGACUUCCAAACCAGUCACAUGCUGUCAUCCCCCGCCAAUAGAACCCAGACCAUACUCACAGAUCUGGCCAAUGGCCGGCUGGCUGUCACCAAGGACAGUGGGGCAUCAUGGGUAGUGGUCAAGUUGCAGUUUGCACCACACAGGUUGUUGCUGCAUCCUGUAUUUAAGGACCUCGUCUUAGGAUAUGAUCUACGGAGGUUGAAGCUUUACGUGUCAGAGGAUUUUGGGUCCACAUGGUGCCUGCUUCGUGAGCGGGUCACUGAGCGGUUUUUCUGGGCGGUUCAGGGCGUGGACAAGGAACCCAGGACAGUCCACAUGGAGCUACAGGACCCCGUCGGACCCGUCACGUACUUCGCAUGUAUAGCACCAGCUUGUGACCCUGUACCGACAGACAAGUCCCUGGGCAACAUUGACUUCUACUCGUUGAUCGUGGAGCGAGAGUACAUCUUUGUCCAGAAGUCCACAGACGAUAUAACCUUUCUCUAUGUGUCCUACAACAGGGGGCCUUUUCAGAAGGCUUUCUUUCCCACCAACCUGCAGGCAUUGGACUUCAACGUAGUGGACACCACAGACCAGCAGGUGUUCAUAGCCAUUGAUUUUGAGGGUAACAUCGCCAAUCUGUACCUGUCUGACAUCACGGGCCAGUACUAUGUGACUUCGGUUGAGAAUGUUGUAGGCUUGCGAUAUCCUGGCAAGUUUGAUGUGGACUUGGUGAAAGUGAAGGGACUGAAGGGUAUAUACCUUGUGAACAAGUUUGAGACCCCAGUUGCCAAUGAUAUGGCUGUGAUGUCACAGAGGACAUACAUCACCUACAAUAAGGGAGGCCACUGGAGACUGCUCGAUGUGCCCCCAGAGGCGAAGCAUCUUUGUCAUGAACCAGAUAACUGCCACCUGCACCUGCAUAUAGGCCUAACCAACGCUUUUCUUGCCAUCCCUCUGGUGGAGACGAUUGCCGAGGCUCCAGGUUUGAUCCUUGCACACGGCACCACUGGUACGUUCCUGGACCUCACUACAUCUCAUGUGUUCAUCAGCCGAGAUGCAGGUCUUACUUGGAUACCUGCUCCAUUUGUUGGCAACUAUUUCCUUACCAUACUGGACCAAGGUGGGGCCAUAUCAGCCAUACUGGCAGACAGGGUUCCAACCAAUACAGUACACUACUCGUGCACAGAAGGGGCCACUUGGUCAACUCACAAUUUCACUGAGGAGGACAUUAUCAUAGAGGGAGUCGUGAAUGAACCAGGCUCCACUACCCUGAUUUCCAGUGUGUUCGGUCAUGCGGAUCCAAAUGCGGGUUGGAGCCUGUUUAAACUGGACUACUCCUCCGUGCUGACCUGGCAGUGUGGGGACGAGGACUUUGAGAUGUGGUCACCUGCCCCUGUUGCCCAGAAUGACGCCAGUACUGGCUGCAUAAUGGGGGAGCACCUGGUGUAUGAGAGAAGGAAGAUGAUGGCAGAGUGUUACUAUGGAGCUGAUUACUACAGACCAAAGUCCCAGCAGAACUGUACCUGUGGUCCAGAAGAUUUUGAGUGUGAUUUUGGCUACAAACUGGCACCAGACGGCACUUCCUGUGUACCUUCAGACUGGUUCAAUCCAGAUUUCCUUCCUGCACCAGUCUGCACCGAUGGGAGAUACAACAAGUCUUCUGGCUACCGUAGAGUGACCUCCAGUAGCUGUGAAAGAGGAGAUGUGACCCUUUACCUCCCUGUGUUGACCCCUUGCCCCCUACUGCCCCCAAGGGGCCUGAAGAUCAGCAGUCCCCGCACCUGUGUACAGCUGGGUACCAACGUGACCUUCCACCUUACACAGGAGUCAGGAUCUGAGAAGGAGACAGUUUACACCUGGAACUUUGGUGACGGUACUGACCCAGUUACCUAUACUGGACUGCAGAGGGCUGCCAUGGUUACCAGAUCCUUCAACGCCAAAGGUCGAUUUAACAUCACUGUUACUGCUGUCAAUUCAAAAGGCAGUGCUGAGGCAGUCUUCACAAUCAAUGCAGAAAUUGAGAUCUACAGUGUGCUGGUGGAGAUACCCUGGGGAGUCCGCACUGGCAUCCCAAGCUACUUCAACGUCACCGUACUGGGGACGGAUAACGACACGUCGUUUGCACAAGAAAAUACUCUGCACUUUGUCUGGGAAUUUAAAAACAAGCUGACAGGGUCAAUACGACAGCUGACAUGGCAAAAUGUGAUCCAGCAGGAGUUUAAGCAGCCGGGAGAGUACAUUCUUACCUUGAAUGUGUACAACUCUGUCAGCUCUGUCUUCUACACACAGUCUGUUGUGGUCUAUGAGGAGAUAACCACUGUAAGGAUCCACUUCUCAGAUGAAAUCCACUACUACGAUAGUGAGAGUUUGAACAUCAGACAGGCUCUAGCAGAAAUACUUUGCCACAAUCUUGCACAGAUCCUAGGUAUCCGGAGAACGCGUAUAAUCAUGUCGGUUCCUCCUAUGCAUCCAGCUGUAGGGGAUCUUACAGUGUUGCCACCAUAUCCAAAAGAGGAUACAACAUACAUGGUGGUGAAGAAUUUGAUAGACCAGGCUCAGCAUAAAUAUCUCUCCUUCCCACUGUUCACCAGAGAUGAUGUUGUUACAAUCAUGGAUGCACGUAUACUAGACUUGCGGACUGGUUCAGAAUCCCCUACUGCCCCACCCAUCACAGCACCACCCAUCACUAUCACAGUACCAGUCAAUGUUACUAUGGUUACCAUGCAGCAGGAGAGGCACAGUCUACUGGCUGUGUACAUUUCUAUACCAGUCUGCUGUAUAAUGGUGGCAAUAGCAGUAUCUGUGAAAAUUUAUUAUAAAAAGAAGUUAAAAUCUCAAAGGAAGUACUACCCAAUAGUGCGUCACCGUGCGAGGGUGCACCAUGACUCAACCUGCUCCUGCGGUGAGGAGGAUAUACUGGGUAUGGAGGAACCAGAGGACACCAUUAUACCAGACAGUGGAUAUCCAGGUAAUGAGCCAACAUUGAUGAUACUAAAUGAGCCAGUGACAUCACAGACCCCAACAAAUAACAGACUGUCCGCGUUACGAUGCUGACAGCAAUACUGUGCUAGAAGCCCUUUGAAUACUUAGCUUACAGAAUGCAGCUGUAUUUAUUUUUUUCAAAGAAUGUGCUAGUCUUGUUUAUAAUAUUUGCAUCAUUAACAUUUUCUGCCUUUAGAAAGUUAAAUUAAAGAUAUUUCUAUUUUCUAAGCAGAAUAAAGUUUUAAAGGCUUAAUUUCCAACCAUAAAAACUUAUGAGCAGCAAACAGCAUAUGGUCUGAACAGCCUGCAAGUUGUGCAGAUUUUAUGUGGUAUGCAUAUAGCCAUAUUAUUUUGCUUGUGAGCAUGAAAGGGUAAAAUGAAAGGAAACAGCUUUCUGCCCCUUUAAGGUUCAUUCCCUACUGCUGCCCGUCGAAUCUGAUAAAUAAACAAGAAAAAAAACAAGAAAAAAGGACUGUUAUACUCAUUUGACUUCUCGAUUUGUAUGGAAAAGUAAGAACUUUUGGGUAUUCAUGCAUUCAUUCAUGUGGAGGGUGCCUUUUCCCUUUUAGCGACAUACUGUACAAUUUGUAUUCCGUUAUGGUUCCUUUUGAUUUAAAUAAUGUGUACUGAAAGACAUUUCUUGUUAUUAUUUGUUUAGAGAUAAUUUUACUGCCAAAUGGAAGAAAUGUAAAUGUAAACAAACAUGUAUGUUCAUUUUUUUUAAACUUAAUUCCAAUAACACAUGAUUAUUGUGCAAUUAUUAUAACACUUAAUAUAUUUAUAAUAGAAUGCAAUUUGCAAUGUAAUUAACCUUUCUUUACGAUUUCACAAUUCCAGGCUCUCUGUAGGCUAACAGGCAAUCAAUUUUAAAAUUUAUUGUUUAUUUUCGGUUGGGGCAUUGGUAUGUAACCUUUACAAAUGAACACCAUUAGAUAUUAUGGUUGUGAAAAAUAGAAAUGGGAAAUGUCAUUUGGUGCUAUGUUUGUAAUACUGAAUGUGUGUUUACCACCUAAGUUUUAGCUUCAGUACUUGAAUGAACUUUUUGAUGAGGCAUUUUUGUUUUGAUGUUUUGGUUUAAACAAUUGUUAAAGUUUGUCAUGAUAAAGAGACAUUUAUCUCAGAUGUUGGUAACGUUAAAACAUUUCAUGAGUUUUUUAGUUUGAAAUACAAUAUUUCAAACAAGGCGGAGUUUCAGUUGAUGCCAUUUGGAAUUUAUAAUCAGGCAUAAGUACAAUUUAGGCUUUAAAUGGAAAUAACCAAUGAGAAAACUGCACAAAAGUUAUGAAGUUUUAAAUUGUUCAUAUGUUUAAUAUUUUUUUCUGUAAUUAAAUUACUGUUUUGUUAGCUCACCUGAGCACACAAUGUGCUCAUGGUGAGCUUUUGUGGUCGCCUUUUGUCAGUUGUGUGUUGUCCUUGGUGAUCAUUUACCUUGUUAACAUUCUAGAAACUUGGUCAGAACACAUGUCCCAAUGAUAUCUUUGACGAGAUUUAAAAUGGUUCUGGUUGGUUGAAAAACAUGUACCUUGUUAUCUUUCUAGAAGUCAGAUUUUUUGUCCAAACUUUAUGAAACAUGGUUAGAACAUAAGUUCUAAUGAUGUCUGUGCUGAGUUCAAAAAUAGUUCUGGUUUGUUGAAAAACAUGGCUGCCUGGGGUAAAAGGGACUUUUCCUUAUAUGGCUAUGGUAAAACCUUGUUAAUACUCUAAAAGUCUUAUUUAUUGUCCAAUGUUUAUAAAACUUUGUAAGAUCAUUUGUUUUAAUGAUAGCUCGGCUUACUUUGAAAUGGGUUAUGGUUUGUUGAAAAAACAUGAACCCCAGGGCGCGGGAUAUUUUUCCUUUUAUGGCUAAACCUUUUUAACACUCUAGAAGUCACAUUUUUAGUAAAAUCUUAAUGAAACUUUGUCAGAAUACUUGUCAUAAUGACUCAUCUGUUGAGUUUGAAAAGUCUCCUGGUUUAUUGAAAAGCAUGGCCGCCUGGGGGUGGGUCAGUUUUCCUUAUAUUGCUUUAAUGAGAACUUGUUGACGCUAUAUUAGCCACAUUUAUUGGCCAAUCUUCAUGAAACUUUUGUCAAAACAUUAGUUCCAAUGAAAUCUUGGCCGAGAUUGAACUUCAGUCAUAUGAGCUGAAAACUAGGUCACUUUGGUCAAUUAAAAAAACAAACAUGUUUAUACUUAAAAAUAACUUUUUUGGUCCAAUCUUCAUGAAUCAGCUCGCACUUUUUCAAAUUAGUCUAGUUCCUAUGGGUCUAAGGUGAGCGCCUUAGGGACCAUGGCCAUCUUGUUUUAUUUUGUUAAAGGUAAAUACGUUUAAUAAAAGAAGGAAAUUUUCUGGAGAUUGUUUUUAAAACUUAGUUGAAAUAUGCUUUUUAUCAGUACAAAAGAUAAUAGUGACUUUUAAGUUGCAUUUUAUGUUGGUGUAUUUUUUUAAUAGUUCCGGCUUUGAAUAUUUGUACUGAUGUUAUAACAGCACAUGAAUGUUGUUUGUUGUUGUUAAAAUCUGCUUAACCAUACCGAUUUCGUCUUUUGGUCCGUUUGGGAGAGUUGAAAGCUUGGUGAAAGUUUGAUAUUGGGAACUGUGAUACGAGUCUCUUCCUUCACUGGGGAAUGGUAGUGUUUGUGCUUGGUCCAUAUGUGUGCUAUCUGUACUCAUUCACCCUUUUAUUUAUAAAUGUUCACAGUAAAUCAUAAUCAUUCCCUUAUAGACUGGGAUUAUCAUAUUAAUGUUCAGAACCCUGAUAACUUCUAUAUUUUUAGUCACACAAUUCAAAGACAAUUCAAACAUUGUUAAGGCUUGCAAAAGGUUGUUUUCACUUCUAUCAAUAUUAUGAAUUUUGCAAAUAUGUUAUUUUUGGGCAUUAUGUUUGAAAUAAAAAACUUUUGAUUAGAAACAACAAUAAAUUAAUUGUUUAAAGAUGAAAGCAAAUUACAGUUUAUACCAGUAUAUUCGGUUUUUAAUUGUUGUUAACCCACUGUGCAUAUUUAUUGUAAGAGCAUCAGCAUGUAUUUGUUUGCAUGUUCUUAUAAAAAUUAAAAUAUGUAAAGGAAUGUAACAUAAUAUCAAAUAUGGUGCCUUACUUGUUAAUAAUGAAUAUUGAUGGAUACAGUGUCUACAUUGACUUUGUACAUGUAUGUAUCAUUUUAUGCUUAUAUGACUAUUCCACAGCUCAUAGUUGUGGGUAUUUGUAUUAACCCUUUGCAUGCUGGGAAAUUUGUCGUCUGCUAAAAUGUCUUCAGCUGAAUUUCUAAAAUUAGCAUUUUCUUCGAUUUUUUUCCAAAGAAUACUAUCAGAAUAGCAAACAGUUUGGAUCCAGAUGAGACGCCACGUUCUGUGGCGUCUCAUCUGGAUCCAAACUGUUUGCACAGGCCUUCAAAAUUUGCUUCCAGCACUGAAAGGGUUAAAAAAUGUGACCUUAAAUACAAAUGGGAAAUGUAUAGUAUCAAUCAUGAUUUAUUGUGAUGGUUUGCAGUUUGUUUGAAUAAAUGGUUUGUUAUUUAUAAUAUACCAAUCAUAAUGGCUUGGGCAUUAUUAUACAUGAGCAAAUGUUAUAAUUCAUCUCAAUUAUUUGUAUUGUGUUCAUUUUUUCUUAUAUCUCACUAUAUUUAUAUCAACGACAGCAAUGCAAAACAGAUUUGUUUCGAGAGAUUAAAAGAUGUGCACACUCAGCAUUUAAUGCCGUGAUUUUGUUGCUGGUUGUAUACAGGGUACAUGGGUGUUUGAACAGUUUGUUGUUAACUCUUUGCAUGCUGGGAAAAUUGUCGUCUGCUAAAAUGUUGUCUGCUGAAUUUUUAAAAUUAGCAUUUUAUUCGAUUUUUUUCAAAGAAUACUAUCAGAAUAGCAAACAGUUUGGAUCCUGAUGAGACGCCACGUUUUGUGGCAUCUCAUCUGGAUCCAAACUGUUUGCAAAGGCCUUCAAAAUUCGGUUGCAGCACUGAAAGAGUUAAAAAGGACUGUUGCUAAUUGUGUGAGAGGAUAUGUAUGUUCUCACAAGUAUUUUUAUUGUUACAAACAAAUAUUUGGAUUGUAUAUUUAAGGUUUUGCUAUCAAUCAUUUAUAAAUUUGAUCAUUUUAUUUUGUUACAAUUAUGUGUACACUAUGUUAAAAUUGAUAAAUUGAUAUAUUUUUUCAGAAUACUACAUGAUGUAUGAACAUUUUGAGUUGUAAAAAUUUUAAUUAUGUAGUGCUUUCUUCUUCAAAAGGUUGUGCUUUUGUAAAACAUUGCAUAUAAUCAUGUCAAACAUUUUGUGUGUGCUACAUUUUAUUGGCUUUUCAUUGUUAAGUUAUGGAAUUAAUAAAUAUAAUGAAUCUCA